Messenger RNA from Chelonoidis abingdonii (Abingdon island giant tortoise), 3180 nucleotides. It is a transcript of the gene SH2D1A, whose product is annotated as SH2 domain containing 1A. Gene Ontology annotation, cellular component: cytosol. The record is from RefSeq and is a predicted model, not a curated record. Gene Ontology annotation, biological process: regulation of immune response; positive regulation of B cell differentiation; negative regulation of signal transduction. Lineage: Eukaryota; Metazoa; Chordata; Testudines; Testudinidae.
AAGCUCUAGGUGGGGACACAUCCUGUUUACAUCAACCAUUGAGUGAGCAGCUGGAUAGCAGGCUGGUGACAGCACUGAGCUGUGUAACAGUCACUAACACCAGAUACCUCUGUCUAGCUGGGUUCUGUCGGGCUCCAUUCAGUUCAUCUUCAGAAAAUGGAUUCUAUGGACGUUUAUCAUGGGAACAUCAGCCGGGAGACUGGGGAGAAGCUGCUGCUGGCUACGGGGAUGGAUGGCAGCUAUUUACUGCGAGACAGUGAGAGCGUCCCAGGAGUGUAUUGCCUGUGUGUGCUAUAUAAGGGUUAUGUUUAUACCUACAGAGUGUCCAAGACAGAUACAGGUUCCUGGAGUGCCGAGACUGCACCUGGGGUCCACAGAAGAUUGUUCCGGAAAGUACACAACUUAAUUACAGCAUUCCAGAAGCCAGAACAAGGCAUUAUAACGCCUCUGCAGCAUCCUGUAGUGAAUGCUGCAAAAGCCAAGCACCCACAAGGAAAAAAGGAAGAUCAUGACUUUUAUUUGCAUCCUUCAUGAAGACACAUCCCAGAGUUUGAAGUAAUUUAAAUAGGCUUUUAUGUGUCAUUUUUUUACACAAAAUGCUGUAGAUUAUAAACCUUACAACUCUAUGAGUUUUCCUGUAAUAUUUUCAGAAAUGUAUGUUUAAUGCAACUGCUAGUCUGCCCUUUAAAAGAUUGGCGUGAAUCUGUUAUUUUUUUUAUAAAGAUAUGGGAGAAAAAAAUAACCAGCAAUUGGAUGACUUAAUACUUUCAUUUUCUGUUGGUGCUUGGGAGCUUUCUGUCUGAAUAUUAGUUAGUCUUUUUACAUGAAGUUGGUGUUUGAAUUCUGAUUGAAAUUCAGUCCAGCAUAACUCCUAUGUAUAACUUAAGACCUACUUAUGGCCACAGAAUAGUGGCUUUUACAGUGCAGAUGCUUUGUGCAGGCUCUUUGAUCAAGGAUGAAUGUCACCCCAAGCAAAUUUCAAAGGUGCAGGCCUGUGUAUUUCCAGGAAUUUUUACAUUGGUAUCAUAUGCAUCAGCCACUUCUUGCUGGGUGUGCUGGCAUUCUUGUCCAAUCGGGGAAAAUAACCUGUACUAUCUGCCCAAGCUGAACAAUCAGAACUGACCGGCAACCUAGCAUGUUCAAUCUGUGAGCCAGCCAAAAUUUAAAACAAUGCGUUGAAUCUUUUUUGAGCAACAAAUGAAUUUGAGGACAUUGUUUACGGAUAUUCUGUGAGCUGGAGAACAGUGGCUAACUUUGUCAAAAAAAAUUAUCUUUUCCAUAGGAUUUGCCUGCUCUUCCUUUUCUUUCUGGGUGCCUAGGAUGGUGGCAUCUAGAUGCCAAAUCGUCCUCCAUUAUUGUGACUCCAAAUCUGAGCAACUAACCUUACCGCAGCCUCUGAUGUCAGACUGUAAUUUUCAAGACAAUUCAAGUGUGCAUGUGGCUUUUAGUACAAUUAGAACAAAUGUCUGUUAAACAGCAAGCUCAUCUCAACCUUGACGAUAGGGAUGGCACUGCCCAUCUAUAAUUAACAAAGAAUGAGAGACCAUUUUGAAUAGAUUUAAACUUUUAUCCUACUGGGCAUUUCAGAAAACAAUAAUCAUUUUUGUUUUACAGUAUUGCCAACGCCAAGUCAUAAAAAACCACGACUCUGCGUUCUUCCCCCAAAAAACAUUACGAGACUGACUUAAAAAUCAUCAGCGUUUUUUAAAAUAAUACUAUAUUUGGGUCUCUCUUUGCCUUCUCGUGUUUGAGCUUUUAGGGGGUCACGAUUUUUAAUCCACAACGUUGAGAGCUAGAAACUUAGUUUUUCUUAAAUGAAAGCUGAGGUAAUACACAUUGUGAGACUUUUGAUAAAAAUCCCCAAAGUUGGCAGCACUGGCUAACUAGGGAGCUUUCACUAGCUGUUGAAUGAUUAGGGUUUUCAACUACUCCUUUGGCCAAAAACAAUGUUGUGAGAAAACAUUUUCCUGUAAGUGAAGGUGGGCGGGCCUCCCAGUCCAACUGGUGCGCUGCUGCCCUUUGGGUCAUGGCAAACUGCUGAUGUACAAGCUGAGCCUAAGCAUAGUGCUGAAGGGAGUUUGAGUUGCUUACUGCCAUCACAGUUUAGGCCUAGGGAGGACUGAAGUGACUGGGGGAGGGAAGUCCCCGCACCUCCCUCCCCCCACCAUAAUUUGUCCCCUUCUCACUGUCUGUCCCUUAAGGCUUCCUGCAUGUAAAUAGAUGGUUGCACCAAUGCUACGCAGGGAUUCUUGGCCACCAGCGCUGCCCUCUGCUGGUAGGCACCAGCUGAUGCACUGGUCAUGUUGUGUGGACACUGGGGAAGAUGCUGCAGUUACGCCUCUUUGCCACCAUUGCCUUUAUCUAUGGGCUGGGGGCAAUUGGCUGCAGUCUCACUCUGUUUCCAGUGCACUGGUGCCUGAUCAGCAGCUCCGACAAUCAUGGCUGCAGAGGCCUCUCUGCCAGUCCUGCCCUACUCGCUUGGUCUGAUCCAUAUGCAACCAUAGUUUUGUCUGCAAAAAAAAAAGGGGCUUUGCUAAUGUCAUGGAGCAGGGCUGAAGUAGUGGAUGGGCCUUGCACUGGAAUGACUGCCACCCUGUGAGAGGGCUAACAUACACGAUGCUUGUAUGGGCAUGGCUAAUAAUUAGAUCAAGGAGCCUCCGUUGCCUGCUUGCUGAAAGCUUUGUUUAUGUACCUAGCUAAAGGCGUUUAUUUUCACUCAAGACAAACUAGAGUCUAGGGAGUGGACAAAGACAUCAGAUAAGCAGCAUCAGCAGAGCCAUGACUGGCAUAAAGAACCUUCAUUCCAAUCACAUUAGCAUUUGAUAAGUUGUUCCUUAACUGCCUAAAAUAAAAUAUUUAUUGUAAAGCACAAAAUUUUCCUUAUAAAACUGACUAAAUGUACCACCUAAACCUCCCAGACCUAGAGAAGGUGUCACAAAUCCAUUAACAUUUACAUGUUUAUUUUUUUCUCUAAAUUAUUUCCAGCUCUCAUUUAAGUUGAAACACCCAGCAAGUCCUACUUUUAAUGUAAUAUUUUAUACAAUACUUGUAUGUGUGUGUGUUGUUCUGUAGCUACUCAUUAUAUCAAUGCUUGGUUGAAAAGUUUUUCUGACUUAAUUGUUUUAUACUGUGGCAGAUCUGGACUGAUUUACUUUUCAAUAAAAUAUUUAAAGUUGCUCA